UGUGACCAAUGACGUUCAUUUCCAGCCUUAUUUUCCUUAGUAAUAAUUGAUGUGUCGGGGUAAUACUCUUGUAGUGUGAAACUUUGCAUUAUUAUCGGUUUUAGUGACUAAAAAUGUGUGCAAAUUUAGUGUAAAUGAGUUAUAGUGAUGUGGAUAAUCGUCCUGAAUCUGCUAGUGCAUCUGGGCAAUGAGCACAAGGAUUGAUAUUGAGUGAAAUCCAUUUGAAGGUUAUAUUAUUAUCUCCUGAUAUAUUAAUUCGUUCCUGAGUGCAGAGUUGUAAGGGCUUAAAGGCAUGUAUUUAUCAUGCAGCGAUGCACAGAGAUACAAGAAUGAGAAAAUCGACGAGGCUCGACAAGAAAAUGCCAAGAAUUGUUGAUUUGGAAAUUUGGAAGCACAGCAAAUGGAGAACUGUUCAAAGUGUUCACCCUUUAAGAUAAUAGGAAACGUGAUGGUGUAGAUGAAGAUCUUAUAGUUAACAUUCCAUUAAUAAUUGUGCCAUAAUUCUAAGCCAUUAGUGAAACCAAGUGAACUGUGAACCAAUUUCACCAAAGUGAAAGAGUUAGUACUUCCGUACUAAAUAAAAUACGUAGUUAUGAUUGAUGAUGAUCAAUCCCUAAUUAGAAGCUCUUUGGUAUACCUAAAACAAAGGGUGAAAAGAAUCAAACAUACAAGAUGCGUAUUUGGACCGUCAACUCUAAGGAAAUGUGUAGUAGCAGUUGUGAUUUUCAGCAUUAUCCUGAUUAUAAUUUAUUCGAGACAAACUAGAACACCAUACUUAGCCAAAUUUAUUAAAUCGAAUACACGACCAGAACCAAACAUAAGGUGUGGUGUUGAGCAUGGCCUACGAAUUCUACAGAAUCACGACCACAAAACCGAUGCUCGCUUAAAAAGUGAUCCGAAAGUCUUGGUUUUUGUCGAAACCAUAUUUUCAAAGUUGGGAAAAGAUAUUGCCGAGUUGCUUGUUCACACCAGAAUCAAGUACAAAGUAGAAGUCACCGGCAAGAGCUUACCAGUGCUGACCAAUUUAGAUAAGGGCCGAUAUGGAGUUAUCAUCUUUGAAAACUACAAUAAAUAUUUGCAAAUGGACAAUUGGAACCGAGAACUCCUGGAUAAGUACUGCAGAGAGUAUUCUGUCGGAAUUAUCGGUUUUAUACCUGCCGAGGAUGAGACUUAUGUAGGGUCGCAACUAAAAGGUUUCCCACUAUUCAUUCACACAAAUUUAAAAUUGAAAGAUGCGACUCUUAAUGCAGCCUCUGAAAUAUUGCGACUAACUAGAGCAGGAGAAACAGCUUGGGGCGACCUACCGGGCAACGAUUGGACGAUUUUCAAAGCCAAUCAUUCCACAUAUGAACCUUUGGAAUGGGCGCAUCGCAAUGACUUUUUUCCAAUCAAUGAAAGUAUGUUCUUAAGCAACAAAUUAUUUCGGAUUUCUUGUAACCGAUUGAAUCUGGCAGGUGGUGUAAAAACUCCUUUGCCAACAGUUAUCCAGGACCAUGGACUUUUUGAUAACAUCCAGAGAAUCAUAUUUGGUUCGGGAUUGAAGUUUUGGCUGCAUCGGUUGCUUUUUCUAGACAGUCUUAGCUACCUUAGUCAUGGCCAUUUGAGUUUAUCUUUGGAACGGUCCAUCCUGGUAGAUGUUGACGACAUUUUUGUAGGCGAUAUUGGGACAAGACUUAAACCCGACGAUGUGGAGGCAUUGAUUAAUACUCAAAAAAGGCUGAGUGCAUCAGUGCCGGGGUUCAAAUUUAACCUGGGAUUUUCCGGGAAAUAUUUCCACCAUGGAAACAGUGAGGAAGAUAAAGGGGACGACUUAAUAUUGGAAAACGUUGAGAAGUUUAUGUGGUUUUCGCAUAUGUGGAAUCAUCAACAACCUCAUUUGUAUGACAAUCUUAGUCUGUUGAUGGACGAUAUGGUGCUAAACAAGAACUUCGCCAAGCAACACCGAAUUCCCAUUGAUUCGGGUUAUUCGAUAUCUCCUCAUCAUUCAGGCGUCUACCCCGUGCACGACUUACUGUACAUAGCCUGGAAAAAAGUCUGGAAAAUUCGAGUCACCUCCACCGAAGAAUAUCCGCAUCUACGGCCAGCAAGACUACGAAGGGGUUUUAUCCAUAGAAACAUAAUGGUGCUUCCAAGACAAACUUGCGGAUUAUUCACCCAUACCAUGUUCAUAGAUAAAUACCCUGGCGGUAGAGAAAAGCUAGACGAAUCUAUCCAAGGCGGCGAACUCUUCCAGACAAUCGUCUACAAUCCAAUAAACAUCUUUAUGACCCAUAUGUCGAACUACGGCAACGAUCGCUUGGGCCUCUACACGUUUGAAUCGGUGAUUAAAUUCGUUCAGUGUUGGACGAACAUCAGGCUCACUUCUGCUCCCCCGUUGCAAUUGGCUGAGAAUUACUUUAAGCUGUAUCCACGCGAAUCUGAUCCUAUUUGGGGGAAUCCGUGUGACGAUGUACGGCAUCAAAAGAUAUGGUCUAAGAACAAGUCGUGCGACUCUUUGCCCAAGUUUCUUGUCAUCGGGCCGCAAAAGACUGGAACCACUGCACUUUCUACUUUUUUAUCCCUACAUCCAUCCAUUGCUAGUAAUGUGCCUAGUCCGACAACUUUCGAAGAAAUUCAAUUUUUUAACGCUCAGAAUUACCUAAGAGGCUUGGAUUGGUAUAUGAGUUUCUUCCCCAGUGACACAAACUCUUUAACUCGUUACUUCUUCGAGAAAAGCGCAACAUACUUUGAUGGGGAAUUGGUGCCAAGACGAGUCCACGCGCUUCUUCCUUAUGCCAAGCUAAUAACAAUUUUAAUAUCCCCAGCCAAACGGGCCUAUUCUUGGUAUCAACAUACGAAAGCACACCGCGACAAUGUUGCGAACAAUUUCAGUUUCCACCAGGUGAUCACCGCUAGUGAUGCUGCGACUAAAGACUUAAGAGAUCUGCGAAAUAGGUGUCUGAAUCCGGGAAAAUAUGCACAGCAUUUGGAAAGGUGGAUGAGUUAUUUCCCGCAAGCUUCAAUCCACAUUAUCGAUGGAGAUCAGUUGAAGUCGAAUCCGAUCGAAGUAAUGAACGAACUGCAAAAGUUCUUAAAAAUUACUCCUUUUCUAAACUAUACGGAACAUUUAAGAUUCGAUAAGAGGAAAGGCUUCUUUUGCCAAGUCAAGGAAGGUAGUACGAAAUGUUUAGGACGCAAUAAAGGCCGGCAAUACCCUCCGAUGGAAGAGAGGUCCCUUAAAUAUCUCCAAAGGUACUACCUUAGUCACAAUACAGCCUUAGUGAAGUUGUUUAAUAAAAAUGGUAUUCGAUUAAUCCCAAAGUGGCUGAAGGAAGAUUUAUCCGAUCAAAACGACACCGACAGUUAAUAAAGCAGUUCAUAUGGACUGGUUUAUUACUAAUUGCUCUUUGUUGUUUUUCCAAUGAUAAAUCCUCCUCUUAAAGUUUCAUCCGUUUACUAAUUUGUAAGGCUAAGUCUCGGUUUUUUUGUACAUACAAUACAGUUAUAUGUAGUCAUAUCGCUGUAAAUUCAUUAUUUAAUGUAAAUAACAGUUCUGGCUGGCCCAUAACAGCCACCUUGCUUUUCUCAUUCAACUACUUUCAUGUUUGCUUCCCAUACACAUGGGUGUUUAGAAAACUUCACGUGUAAGCGAGUUCACAUGGAUAUUGAGCAAUAGGAGAUAUAAAUGAAUCACUUCUCAAUGAUCUGCUGUGUAUAGUCAUUAUAAUCAAAAUAUUCCAGUUUUGGCUAUUCCGUUUGUUAAUUAAUUGGGCCUGACCGCUGAUGUUUUCUAAUACACUCUGUAUAUGAGAGCGUUUACACGUCGUAAGACCAAUGGUAAAAAUCGACGUAGUCGAGUAUUGUUUCACAUAUCAUCUCAGCAAUAUGUUUAAAUAUUUUUAUACCAAAUAUUUUAUAUAUAUUAGUUGCUAAGUUUUAUCACUAUAUUUUAAGAUUGUUCAUUGUAUGUGUCGCGUAAAUCAUUUUCUGUUGCUCAGUCAUCACAAAACUUGCACGCAUUUUAGAUAAAUUAUUUUUUUAUUGCGGUUUUAAUUGUUAUGUAAAUUGACCCAGAACGACAGCAAUGUGGAUGGCCUAAUUGCAAAGAAGCGCUUUUCUGCUCGAUAUUUUCGACUUUUGAAACAUUUUAAGCACUCUUACUAAACGAGUAGUUGAGUGUUGCUGUUAAGAGAUUAAGUAAAAAAGCCGUUUUAAUCGGACAGGAUAAAUGUUGAGACAAAAUUGUCCUAUAGCCAGUGUGGAAUGAAAUCUUAUAAAUUAAAUGUUGUAAAUGUUCAUCCAAAGUCACAAAUCCAUUAUCAAUCAUACAUAUACAUACACAUAUAGUAAUAAUGUACAAUUCGUUAUAACUGGAAAUGAGUGCAAUAGGAUAUCUUAACGUCCAAUAAAACUUAAUCGUAAGAAUCUAAUGAUAAUCAUGAACUAAAUGUGUUGAAGACUUUUAGGAGUAUCGGCUUAUUGCAAAAUUUUAAUCAAAUUUUAAAAUGUUUAUGGUACAUUGUGAAGAUAGUAGCGAAGAAGUUAAAAUGGGUUCACAUAUACAAAAAGGUAGAUUUUAAGUAAUAAUAAUGCGAAUAUUCAGUGGAACCAAUUUUGCUUCUAAUAUUAAUGUUAUCCGCGACUAGGUAAAAUUAACAAGUUAUUCAACUCAUUCAUUGUCCUCAUGGAUAUUUCAUAGUCUAUUAUAAGUACGUGUACACUUAGUUAAAAAUUAAAACAUAUCUAUAUGACUGAACGUUCGCAGAUUGUAGUAUUCUAACAUGGAUCUAAAUAUUUUUUACUAUGUAAGAAUGUUCCAUUCAGUUUGUUUUUUAGGGUAUUAGUGGUUGUAUCACGACCUGAAAUGUACCUGCUUUAUUUAAUGUUUUAGAUAAUACUUUAGGAGCUAAUUUAGCCUUAAACGCAAAUUUUUUGUUAGUCUAGCUUUUAACACUAACAUUUUCGGUUUCGUAAUUUUUUACAAUGUUUGCAGCAGUUACUUUGCUGCAUAUCUCAGUAAGAGUGUUAAUGUAAUAUUUCUUGAAUAUUGAAGUUUUACGGUGAGAAUAUAUUACGUUAAGCAAGGAAUAAUUUGGUAAAUCAGUCACUUGACUUACUUUAAAGAAGUCACUGCAACUAAUUUUAUUGCCUUAUAUUUAUGUAAUUUAUAAAUUAUGAUUCGAUGAUUUUUACUUCUCUCAUGGCAGCUUUUGUGCUUCGACCACUUUAAGCUUUACUAAAAUUCGGACAAUAACUGACAUAUAUGUUCAUUUCUUUUAAUAUACCUUCUAUGUAA
Molecule: messenger RNA, 5275 nt
Organism: Dendroctonus ponderosae (mountain pine beetle)
Lineage: Eukaryota; Metazoa; Arthropoda; Insecta; Coleoptera; Curculionidae
Gene: sfl
Product: bifunctional heparan sulfate N-deacetylase/N-sulfotransferase
Exons: 13
Coding region: 593-3346 (917 amino acids)
Cellular component (GO): Golgi apparatus
Molecular function (GO): heparan sulfate N-sulfotransferase activity; deacetylase activity
Source: RefSeq, a predicted model, not a curated record